GUGUGUGUGUGUGUGUAUGUGUGUGUGCUGGCACACUCACACCCUAGCGCACAGUGCGCGCGCGACGUAGCCGUGCUUUGCUUUGCCGCUCAGCGUGUAUGUAGCCAAAGCGAAGGCUUAACGGACGGCAGGCAGCAGCUCAACCCGGCUCAUUAAAAUCUCGUCUGCAGACCUUCCGCCGGUCACGCGCAUUACUACUACAGCUCCUCGCGGUGCUCCUGCUGGACCCCAAAGCGCGCGCGCUAAAGGUGUGGAGGAGAGGGCACCCGCUCGGUACAAUGGAACCGAACACGAGCCGCUAAACGGUUCACACACACACACUGACUGUCGUGUGAGAGAGAGCGAAGCGUUGGGAGGUAACGGCGACAUGGAGCCAUCACGCAACAUCUGAACUUUGGAGGAUCAGUUUAUCAGGAUUAUCGAUCAGCACCACGAUCAGACGGAACCGGCACGACGAGGAGCGGGAUCACAGUCUGCACCAGAGAGCCAGAGGACCGUCUGCGGUAUGGCGCGCGGUGACAGUCGUUUGGGGACCUGGCAGGUGCUGCUGACCAUCUCCAUGGUCAUCACGCCCCUGUCUGCUCACGGGAGGCAUUCAUUGACCAGGCGCCAUCAUCACCACAACCAGUCGUCUGUCAACAAGGAGGCCUUGAACACUAGGAUGGUGCUCAGCGACGACUCGGCAGAGAGGGAGCACCUGAUCGGAGCGGGGCUCGGGGCUAAACUGCCUCUAACUUCCACCAAACAUCACCACUCUCAUAAACAUGCUCACCUUGACUUCAUAGAAGAGGACCCACCAGUGGGGGAGGAGCUCACUGCCGGAGGGGCGGGUCCAGACCAACCAGGAAACCCCUUAUCUGAUGAAGUCAUCACCGUGGAGUUUCACAGCCCUGCGCCAGAUACUGUGCCCUCUGAUAACGCUCUAGAUUUGUCCAAAGUUCCCAAACCCCAGAAGCAAAAAGGGGGAGACCCUACUGCUUGGACACUCUCAGACUUUUACGACUACCUGUCCCCCGAUGACGAUCUCUCGGCAUUAGAUGCGACCCCAGAACCAGAGCCUAGCCCUUCACCCCCGGCCGACAUGGAGGAUGAGAAUCCACUCCUGGCAGGCUCACCUGCUGUUCCUGACAACGUGAGGCCUAAAGCAGAUAGCGGGCCUUCCAUAUCAGCGCCUCCCGUGCCAGGGCUGGAGAAGGGUGAUGGGUUCGGCUUAGGUGGUGCCAUGGGGGCUGACGGCUGCAGGCUGGGCUUCGUGCGCUCUGGACCAGGGGUUUGUGUGUCUCAAUGUGACAUUGAACCCAAUUUCUGCUUCAAUGGAGGAGUGUGCACUGUGGUGGCAGGCAUGGGAGCCUUCUGCAGGUGCAAUGUGCAAGACUACAUCUGGAACAAAGGCAUGCGCUGCGAUUGGGCGGUCACAGAGUUCCAGGUGAUGUGCGUGGUGGUGGGUGUGGCCUCCAUGGUGUUCAUCCUCCUCUUCAUGAUCAUCGUAUUCUUUGCCAAGAGGCUGCACCGCCUCAAGAAUGAGAACAAACGCCUUCGCAAACGCAGUAAGUACCGCCCACAGAGCAGCGAGCCGCAGACGGACGGCCUCUCGGUUUCCACAACAGCCGACGGCUCGCAGCCAAACGUAAGGAAACUGUGCGACACCCCUCCGCCCGCUCCCCAAGCUCACACUCACAACCUGGCGUACUAUGACAACAUUAUCUGUCAGGAUGAGCCUCAGAAGCAGGAGGACCCGGUAAAGUCCCCUCAACCGAAGGAGGAGGGCUCAAUGAACAUCCUCAACUCUCACUCCCCCAAACACGAGAACAACCGUCCAACCUCUGUCGUCCACGACCAAGGCCACGCCCCUAACCACACCGAGGAGAGCGCUGAGGAUGGAGUCACUAUUGGUCUGGAAGUGCUCCUUCCCAAAGACGCCAAGCUCCACGCGGAGACCAGCCCGCCCCUUCAGUAUGACGUCUUCCUCUACAAGGUUGCCAACAAUGGAGACUCUGCCUCUCCCAGCAAAGCCCCGCCCCCUCACAGCACCAACUCUUACUCCUCUUCUCAUCCCAUACCCAAAUCGCCCAAAACACCUAAGACACCCAAGUCGCCUAAGGUGCCUAAGUCGCCCAAACACACCAAGGACCACCCACACAGUCACCAUGAACCCUUAUCCGCGAGGCACUCUUCACCUGGCCGUCACCCCUCACCUGUUCGCCACCCAUCACCCAGUCGUUACUCCGCACCUGGGCUCUAUUCUCCACCCACCUGCCAUCCAUCAUCCCAUCACUCUCCCUCCCAGUACAAGUGCAUGCCCACCUCCUCCUCCAGCCCACCUCAGUUACGUCGGCCCAGAGGUCGAUCGCAACCUCAUGGCUCAGAGUGCUCUGGGACCGGAAGAGAUUACCAGAGUGGACACCUUCGUCCAUCCCCCUCCUCCCCUCACCUCACCCAGCCACCUCCAUCGCCAUCCCGGAUGAAGUGCAGCCCGGCCAGCACCCGGUCCCUGCCACCACUCUGCUGACAAGGCCUCAUCCGGCCCGGCUUGGCAUUCAGACGCACAAACAUCUGUCAUAAUCUAAUCUAUCCAGCGACCUGUCCAUCAUGGCUCUAACUGUUUCACUAGUGACUUAUAGAUCAUUUUUCCAUCCAUCAUCCAUAUUUGCACCUUGCCUCCCUUCAUCUGAGCACAUGUUGGUCCAUGGAGCUAGAUAGCUGGAACCGGGACACCUCUGCGUAUACGCCUUUCUCAAACUCAGACAUGUAUGCACCAACAUGCAUACAUAAAACACUGCACAGUCACUGCAGCCAAACAUUCACACCUUGAUGUAAAUGAUAACCUCUCAAAGCUCAGGUUACACAAGCACAUAAUGAACCACUACAUGUGAACACGCUCUCCAAGCACGGUGCCAACGUCAGCCUCUGCUGAGGAUGUAGUUCAUGAAGGUUUCAUAGAGGUUUACUACAUUAGCCUUAGUGUUGUCAAUGGUUUAUAUACAGAUCUUUUGCUAUUCAGUUUGUAAAAUUAUUUCAUGUUUUCACAGGCUUUUUGGUAUGUUUUUCAUGUUUCUAAUCCUCAA
Messenger RNA from Acanthopagrus latus (yellowfin seabream), 3065 nucleotides. RefSeq names its product chondroitin sulfate proteoglycan 5b (gene cspg5b). The coding region runs from base 506 to 2509 and encodes 667 amino acids. NCBI's taxonomy places the organism in Eukaryota, Metazoa, Chordata, Actinopteri, Spariformes, Sparidae. Gene Ontology annotation, biological process: nervous system development. The record is from RefSeq and is a predicted model, not a curated record. The transcript has 6 exons.